This is a messenger RNA of Ostreococcus tauri, 690 nucleotides long. RefSeq names its product unnamed product. Bases 1 to 690 code for a protein of 229 amino acids. The transcript has 5 exons. Lineage: Eukaryota; Viridiplantae; Chlorophyta; Mamiellophyceae; Mamiellales; Bathycoccaceae. The record is from RefSeq and is a predicted model, not a curated record.
AUGCUUAAAUCGUCGACCAAGUCGACUCGACUUUCGAUAGGUCCGACAACGCCGAAGCGCGCGCGGAUGACGGCAGAGCUCCACAUGCAUCCUGACUUUCGCAGUGGGAGUAUGAGAAUACGAUUUUAUGAUCUGGAUGUGUGCUCAAGACGAACGAACAGCUUCGGUGGGCCCGUGCGCGAGUAUAACAAGGUGGAGGUGCUCCUCAACAGAAAGAGCUUUAGCAGGAAAUGUGCAAGUCUAACUGCAUCAAGAGGUUUUCCCUCUUAUGGAUGCUCGCAAGGACGAGAGGACAGGAGCAAGUUUGUGUCGAUUUUCAGCAGAAGUAGCAUUGCGAGGCAAACAAGUAGACUGAAAGAACUCGGUCCGGCCGGAAUAUUGAGUUAUGGUUUUCUGAACUCGUGUUUUUACACGUGCGCCUAUUUGCUUUUUCUCAACAACUCUAGCCUUCUCACUCAAGGACGCCUCUUAGAAGCUGCUCUUGUCGUUUGGACCGGUAGUCAAGUAACGAAGGCGCUUCGUAUAUGGCUCGCGAUCGUUUUGACUCCACUGACCUCAGCGAUGUUGAAAGCUGUAGAACAGAAGUAUGCAAUUGGCCGGGCGAAGGCGACUUGGUUAGGUAUCUUAAUUAUGUUGAUGGCAUCUGCCUGCUGCUUGAGCGCUUUCCUAUUCAUUGGUAACGCCUGGUGA